GUUUUGGUCCGGCUCCAUGCUAGUGCUAAUGCUAACAUGCUAAGAUGCUAACGCGGUUGUUUCGUUGAUCCGAACCAGAACCAGAAAUAAGACCGAACCAGGACUAAACCAGGACUAAACCAGGACCAAGACCGAACCAGGACUAAACCAGGUCUGCUCCAGGUCUGGUCCAGGUCUGGUCCAGGUCUGGGUCAUGGAGUCUGGAGCUGCUGACGAGGAGCCGGAGCCGAUCACGUUGAAGUCGGUGAAGGACUUCAGGUGGUUCUCGGUGCCUCAGAGCGACCGUCUCGGCGGCUGUAGGAGCGUACGUGAGUUUGAGAAGUUGAACCGUAUCGGCGAGGGGACGUACGGCAUCGUGUACCGCGCCAGGGACACCGUGUCCGGAGACAUCGUGGCGCUGAAGAAGGUUCGCAUGGACAAAGAGAAGGACGGGAUCCCCAUCAGCAGCCUGAGGGAGAUCACCGUGCUCCUGGGCCUCACGCACCCCAACGUGGUGGAGCUCAGGGAGGUGGUGGUGGGGUCGCAGCUCCAGAGCCUGUUCCUGGUGAUGGGCUACUGCGAGCAGGACCUGGCGUCUCUGCUGGAGAACAUGCAGAGCCCGUUCUCCGAGGCUCAGGUCAAAUGUAUCGUCCUGCAGCUUCUGCGCGGGCUUCAGUUCCUCCACCACAACUUCAUCAUCCACCGAGACCUGAAGGUGUCCAACCUGCUCAUGACGGACAAAGGCCAGGUGAAGAUCGCGGACUUCGGGUUGGCGCGCACCUACGGGCUCCCGCAGCAGCCCAUGACGCCGCGCGUGGUGACGCUGUGGUACCGCGCGCCGGAGCUGCUGCUGGGCUCCACGUCUCAGAGCACGGCCCUGGACAUGUGGGCCGUGGGCUGCAUCCUGGCCGAGCUCCUCCUGCACAAACCUCUGCUCCCCGGAGCGUCUGAGAUCCAGCAGUUGGACCUGAUCGUGCAGCUCCUGGGUUCUCCCAACGACUCCAUCUGGCCCGGCUUCUCGCAGCUGCCUCUGGUGGGGCAGUACAGCCUGAGGAAGCAGCCGUACAAUAACCUGAAGAGCCGCUUCUCGUGGCUCUCGGAGGCCGGACACCGUCUGCUCAACACUCUGUUCAUGUACCAGCCCCAGCGCCGCGCCUCCGCCGCAGACUGUCUCCAGAGCUCCUACUUUAAAGAGAAACCUCUGCCCUGUGAACCCGAGCUCAUGCCCACCUUCCCCCACCACCGCAACAAACGCUCCGCCCCGCCGCCGCCAGAAGGGGGCGGCAGACGCUCCGGAGCCGGGCCGGAGGGCAGCAAGAGGACCAAGGUCUGAGUCUGAGCCGCGGGACAGAGACUUGAACAUAAAGAAACGUACAGACCUGUCACGAUCACACACACAACUGAAACUAACAUACGUCAGAAAACUAAAGCUGGAUGAUUAUUAUUUUUGAUUUUUUUAGUACUUUUAAAAGGGAAAUUCUCCUGCAUGUGACCUGUUCUUCAGGAGCAGUGGCACACGGGGCCUGGGGACCGGCUCCAUGAUCUUGUUUUGGUCUGGACUCAGCUGGAGGAUUUUUCCUCUGGUGCAGGUUUUUGUUUGACGGAAGAAACUCAAAUGAUUUUACAUUUAAAAUGUUUAGAAACACAAACAGAAUUAAACCUUUUGUCUGUAAUGAGUCAGGAGUUAUUUCCUCUGCAGCUCAGAUUUUACCACAGAACUGAAGAAUAUCUAUGUGUAUUUCACUGUGUCAAACACUUUGUUUAUUGAUUUGUUUAUGUGUGAAACGUGUAAAUGAAGUCUGAAGUUUUACUACAGAAACAUCACAGAUCCUGGAGUGACUCUGGUGUCUCUGUGUUUGGAGGUUUUGUUGUAGAUCUGGAGUCUCUGACCUGCAGCUCCUCCUCAAAGAUCUCAGAGGGAUUUGUGAAUCACACGUGUUGAAUAAGUCAAAUCUGAUGAAUUAAAAACCUUUUUCCUUUGCA
Boleophthalmus pectinirostris (great blue-spotted mudskipper) is the source of this 1962-nucleotide messenger RNA. RefSeq names its product cyclin-dependent kinase 10 (gene cdk10). NCBI's taxonomy places the organism in Eukaryota, Metazoa, Chordata, Actinopteri, Gobiiformes, Gobiidae. The record is from RefSeq and is a predicted model, not a curated record. Gene Ontology annotation, cellular component: nucleus. Gene Ontology annotation, biological process: regulation of mitotic cell cycle; protein phosphorylation. Gene Ontology annotation, molecular function: ATP binding; cyclin-dependent protein serine/threonine kinase activity.